Sclerotinia borealis F-4128 is the source of this 1179-nucleotide messenger RNA. The record is from the annotation of a GenBank genome assembly. Lineage: Eukaryota; Fungi; Ascomycota; Leotiomycetes; Helotiales; Sclerotiniaceae.
AUGGGAAAAGGCAAUUUCCAAAGACGCAAAGGGAAAAAACCCGGGAAAAACUACAUGCCAGGAGCUUCUAUGAGGGGCCAUCUCAUGGCAAAGGGUUUUAAUGCUGCAGCAACAAACCAUGAGAGUACAAGAGAGACUGCUACUCCCGAUGCAGCCGACAUACUUUCAAUCUCAGGAUUGGGCCAAUCGUAUUCGUCGACAGAAAAAGGAAUGUUUGCUCAUGACCCUACCAGCCGAAGUGCGUUUGAAGAUCUGGGGAUACUGUAUCUACAAUCUCCGUAUGUUUUGUCCUCCAUUUCCAAUAUGUUACGUCACGAGAGCGUAUAUCUAAGAUACUUCAAGCCGGCGGCAGCAAACUCAUCAGCGUCGAAAGAUCGACGGGGCAAUAUAAUCGCGACAAGCGAUUCUUCCGAUAUUCUCGUUACGGCUAUCGAAUCUAUGUUCAAUCUCUCCGUCAUCUGUCGCCAGACGUAUCUCGACAUUGUGGGUGGAUCGCUAUUAUACAAACUGAGGGGUUUCCGAUUUACCAGCCCGGAGAUUAUGGCCCACUUUUUCGAUAAGAUUCAAGGGAGCUGGAACCUCAUUCCAGACAUUUCUCUUGAAUUUGAAGUCAAGUGUGGAGGGGACUUCGGGUUUGUGUGCUGGGCUGUCAUGCUUUUAACCAGCUCCCACAAUCUGGAAAAAUUGAAGUUGAAGAUAAGCGUAUGUGCCGUGAAAGAAGAGGAAGACUUGAGGGAUCACCCACAUAAUGUGUUCAAUAGUAUCGUGGGUAUAAAGACUUUAUGGGAAUGGAUUGAUGCGGGGUUGAAGAGAACACACCGCCUCAAAGACUUCUCCGUGGAACUCAUCGGCGAUGACAGCCUGUCUUCAUACGUUAAAUUUGGGGGUGAUAAGGAAGGAUGGUAUCUCUUGAGGAACUGGGAUGCUCUGAAACAUAUCGAACACGAGGACAUGUUGCAUUUGGGGAAGAUGCUCACAAAAAGAUAUCCAAUUUUUAGUGGUCUAACGAAUGGCUGGAAUAGAGACAACUUAUUUAAAGACGACGGUAUAUUGCUUGACUACAAGGAACCUGUCGCUACCCUGGAGGAUGCUCUGGAUAUUCUAGAGGAGGAAGAGGAGGAAGAGGAGGAACUGGAGGCUCAGGAGGACGAUGACGCAGGGGUGGAUAUGGACAGCUAG